This is a messenger RNA of Cladocopium goreaui, 6987 nucleotides long. The record is from the annotation of a GenBank genome assembly. Lineage: Eukaryota; Dinophyceae; Suessiales; Symbiodiniaceae.
AUGUUAAGAGGUGCUUUCCUUUGGCCACUGGCCUGGUUUUCCUUUGCUUUAUUCCUGUUAUAUUCGCCCCGACAGCCAGCCAAAGGUGGCGAUGACUUCGUGCCAGACUGGAGCCCUGAUGACGACGAGCCAGAGACCCCAGCUAAACCCAGUCCGGUAGACUUCACACAGUUAGCGGCCGGUGCUGACAACCGCAGCGAGGUCUUGGACCGGGUUCUGACUUUGCUGGAGCAGCAAAAGCUCAGAAGCCAAGCCAUGGUUGCUCGCCAGGAAGCGGAACGCACCAGGUCUAACUGGCAAGAAGAGGCCUUCAGCCUCAUUUGCGGCCCCGAGCCCCUGAGGUUGCUUGACUUGUUGGACGAGGUCACCGAAUCCAAUGUGCUGAUGAUGCGCGAUGGGAACGGCCUCAACCUCUUGCAUCAAUGCUGCCGCAUAGGGUGCAUUCCCGUUGUUGAGAAGCUGCUGACCAUUCACCCUGCGCUGACAGACCAGAUGACGUCUCCCCACGGACGGCCUGCGUUCUGGAGCCCUUUGAUGGUGCUUUUGGAUGCUAAGCGCAUCAUGUGGGAGGAUUCUUACAAGGAGCUCAUGGGGCUGAUCUUGGCGAGCUCCAGCUUGGCUACGUUGGAAGCACGAGCUGCGAACGGAAGCUCGGCUUUGCAUAUGGCUUGCGGCCGUGGCCAAUGGUGGUCGACGAAAAAGAUUCUGUACGCGGCCUACCACAAAGCUGGAGGCGACCAAGCGGCCUUUGGCCUGGUCACCUAUAUGGUCAACCAGCCAAAUGGACGUGGGGCUGGCUGUGUUGACCUCGCCCUGGCCUGCAAUGUUGCCCUGGCGACCUACUUGCAAGACGUGUGGAAUGGCACCCCCCUGCGCCCGCCGCCAGCUGAUCGCAGAGAUGGCAACAGCUGGUGGUCGUACAGGAACCCUGGCUACAGAGGACCGCCAACGCACGUGUGUCAUGGAUGCUGUGGCAGCCCCGGUGAAUCUUUAGAUAAGGCCACCGGCCUGGUUCAACGUCUCUUUCUUGGAAGCAUGAGCGUGCCAGCAUUGAACAAGUGGACAACAGUGUCGCCAGCUAUGUGUCUUUGCACAGCAAUGCAGCAUUUCUCCAAUGUUCUCCCCCUGGCAUUCAAGAACUGUUUUCCUCAGGGGCCUCAGGCCGGGUCUUCUGACUCUGAAGACGAAGGUGCUCAGCUGGGUGCCCCGGUGGAUCAAACCAAGGCCUGGCGAAGAUUGGCAAGGAGAAGGCAGAAAAAGGCUUCGCAUUUCCUGGGGGACAGGCAUUGUCAGUGGAUGACCUUGGUGUGGGCUGUGCUGACUGCUCCUGUGAUGGUGGUGCACUACAAGCUGUUCAAGCGAGGCACUUGGUUCACAGAGCGUCCUGAGCUCAGUGAAGGGGGUAGUGCCGCAGCUUCUACGUUUCGCACUGCAGCUUGGGAUGCUUUCCUGAGCAUUGGCAGCUUUCUGCUGCAGCAGGACACAGUCCAGGUUCCAGCCUGGAUACCAUUGGUGGGAAUGUAUGGGUCUGUUCUUUCUUGGUCCCAAGACAGGCUGCGGGCCGUUCGCAGAUGUAUUGUGACACUCCUGGGCCAGCUCUGGAGAAAGCUUUUAGCUCCAUGGCAGAAAUAUCCUUGGAAGCUGGUGGACUUGAUGCAAAAUCACUUGAGGGAAGAUAGGGUCAAGCUUUUUUUCAGUGAGAGGACGUGUGUUCUUGACUGCUUCAGCUUCAAGCUUCGGUGCCUAUUAGAAUCGGAGGAGAGGCUGCUGGAGCCUGCAAGUUUGGAAUUCCUUCAAGCGGUCUUCGACCGGGUUGUCCCAACUUCCACCUUCAUUGAGAAGGGUUUGAACCCACAGUCUGGUAUUGUCCGGCAGUGGCGCUUGGUGAACCCAGAGGAAAAGAAACGAUACGCAGCACUAGCUAGAGGCCAAAACAUUCAGUCUAAAGCUGUGGCAUCUGCGAGAAAAGCGCUCCAAGAACAGGGUGAGUCUCUUAGGGGCGGCUUCUGGGGUAUGAGCGCCCCAACAGGUUUCCCUAUGGCCCGAGAGCUGGCAGAAAAACAUCUCGAUUCUGCAAAAUUGAAAGCCCAAGAAUUUGCAGAAAUGAGUCGGAGCCUGAAGCCAGACAGCCCCGACAGCCUUGAUGGCGCCCCUGCAAUGCGAGUCCCUCUAUGGCCCACUUGCGAGCCAGAGCUUUGCCCCCAUUCUUUGGAUGCAGAAAGACAGGCAUACUUUGAGCAGCUGCACGCAAUGAUUUUGGAAGUCAUCUUGCGUAAAGCACCAAAGCCGAGCUCUGUUUCUCAGGAACCUCUGGUCCUAGUUUUUGAGUCAGCAACGGCCGGUUCUGCUUUCUAUGCCACUGUUGCGUACAACACGCGCAAGAAACCCAUUGAAGCUGCGAUGCUGGAUCUGAGUGUGGCGCAAGAGGAGACUUGUCCUGCUGGGACGCUGUAUGUGCUUGCUUGCGACAGGAGAGAAACCGGCCACCUAGCCAUGGUUGGAGAUGUUGAAUUUUGUCUUCGCCUGGCACAGAGGGCCAGCGACUGGGAAGGAUCAGUCCUUGCUGUUGGGCCAGUUCGCAAGAUGGAUUGCUUUGAUAUUCUAGCUAGCAUGCCCAUUGACUGGGCCGCUUUGCAGAAGGAGGUAGCCACGGACAAAGAAUUGCAAGCGGCAAUGACUGCCUGGAAGAAGCUUCAUCCGAAAGCCGGCGCCGACAAAGGUCGCAAACGGCCGGUUCCGGGGCCCAGGCAGGGCGUUGGUCCUGCGAAGCGCUUCCAUGCUGCGCAUCCUGGCCCACCGAUCAGUGACGAUGAGACAUGGGGGGGCGAAGGUUCCUCGCAAUCAGCACCUGCAUCUGACGUUGAAUUAGCACCAGAUCAAGAGGCAGGGCCGCAGGCCAACGUUGCGGGCCGUAGGCAAAAGAUGAGGUUGAAGAGAUGGCUUGUGGAGGGCCUCAACGAUUCCGAUUGGGGAGCCAAUAAGCGCGCAAGUCACGUUAGCCUGGGUGGAGUGCAGUUAAGCCAGUUUGACAGCGGCCUGGACGAAGCAUCCUUGGACGGGCAGCAAGCAGCUGCGCCUUCUGUGGCAUCGACUGCCGGGGGACAGACACGCAUCUGUCACGAUUUGAAGAAAGCUCGGACAUGUCAGCUGUGCAACUGCUCCUCAUCUGACGAAAGCCCUCUAGACUAUGUGGGGGAGGAGAUCUUCCCCGAGGCCUCUGGCCGGGUGCCUUGGAGCUUGAAUAAGACGUACCCAAGCGUCGAUGCAUAUUACAAGCACGUUUCCCAAAAGAGCAACCAGAAAGAUCACACAGGCUUUUUGAGCGCCAGAAAGGAGUGGGUCAACCAACACAAUCAGGCUGGCCCUGACCGCAAACGACUGUUGAGCAAGACAGAGCUCUUGGAAGCCAAGAAGAAAUUGAAUUUCCAGAAAAGGACUGGCGGCAAAUUUCUAAAGCCCAAGAAGCAAUUCGUCGAGCGUGACUCGUGGGACCCCAAGCUGCAUGGCGGUGAAUAUGACCCUUCAAAGGAGGUGGCAGAGAAUUUGUUUGGAAAAGAGGUCAGAGGAGUUUGGAUCCUGAAAGGUCAGAAAGGAGUUUAUGAUUUCGAGGAGUUUCAGGAACUCAGCAUGGAAGCUUUGGUGGCCACACUCCAGGGAAGCGGUCCCAGUGCUAGCUCCUCUGCUUGUGCUGUGGCCUCUGGCCAAGUUGAGAGCGAGCCUGAUUCAGAGUCAAGUUGCAGCGGUGAGAACAAGUCUUCGGAAGAGGAGGAGGAGGCAGAAAACAUAUUCGGACCUUGCAAGAAGAAGCCUCCACAGUCAGGGCAAGGAGGCGUCGCUCCUAAACCUAAGCCCACCCCAUCGAACAAGGCCGCCAAGCAAGUGAAGUCCAGCGCGCCAAGGCCGGCUGAGGCAGCAGUUGCCCCGAAGCCAGACCGAAGGAGUGGCUCAGCGCGUGAAGCGAAAGGGCCGCAGAGACAGGACACCCAAGACAGCGGCAGCAGUACGUUCUUGGCUGACGGUAGGGCUCAAAGGGCUUUGCGGAACUUGUUAGAGAAGAAGAACGAGCUGAAGAGUAAGCUGGACGAAAUUCGAAUGGAUGACAGCAACCCAGAACCUGAUGCUCAUUCCCAGGCAGCCUUUAAGCAGAGCUGCGCAGACAGAGUUGCCACUUUGAAAAGCUUGGGCCGACAAGCCAGAGACUAUUUCAGACGAAUGGACAAGAGUUCCAAUAAGGAAUUCUUUGAAGACGGCAUCCAUGCCCUGCAAGAGGUUGAGACCAAAUCGGUGGCUCUGCAGAACUUGCUGUCGUCGGUGUCUGCACCAGGUUCUUUGCCUGAUGCGAUUGUGAAGGCAUAUGACGAUGCGGCAGCAGUUAUUCCUUCUAUGGGCACGUGCUUCCAAUUGAGGUAUGCUUUGGCAAAAGCUUCUCAGUGCUGCCUCUAUUCAGAGUACGACAAGUUCUGUUCUCAGUUUCUGCUGGAGUGUGACAACAUGAAGAACAUUAGCCAAGCCAUUGGCAAAGCCAAGCUGGAAGAAUGUGUUGUGGCCGAGAUUGAGAGCCGAGUCUUGUUGAAUUUGCGAGCCAUCAAGCCAGUUGAUGUCCAAGCUUUGGCCGCUGGCAAAGGUGAUGUGAGCAGCUUUACAGAAGCAGAGUCAAUCUUGAAGGCCGUGUGCAGAACACAGCGGGAACACGGCGACAGCUUCCUUGGACACUCGCUGGGCUAUGCAUGUUUGGUGGCCGCUGGCCUGGUUAGCUCUGGGGACUUGUCUGCCACGCGUGAAGCUUUGGAUGACUUGAACGAAGAAGAAGAGACGGACGAUAUUAGCGGCAUCAAGCAAUUCUUUCUCAGUCAUACAGUGGGCCAAUCUUUGGUUGACAUGGCUACCAGCCGAGUUUCUUCUGGGGAGACAGAGGCUGAUGCCAUGGAGGAUCUAAAAAAAUUCGAAUAUGAAUUGCAGCCUUUGGCCAGCCUAGCAGGCAAGAAAGUCAGAGGUGUGAAACUCAUUACCGAGCUUUUGCAGCCUAUUCAAGACUUGCUGAAACAGUGUGAGAAAAGGGUGUCUGCUUUGAAGGUUGGCAAAGCAGCAGCUAAGGCCACCAAGGAGGAGGCCAUGGAGGCAAAGUUAUCAAACAAAGCCUAUGAGCGAUUGCAUGUCCUCCUCGCUGGCCACGAGAAAGCAUUUGGUGCUGCAGCCCGAACCCUCUUGGAGGCCGAGUUGAAAGCCAACCUGUCGCAGAACGUGAAGCAUCUUCUUGGUCAGGGCAAAGAAAAGGAUGACGCCGCGCAACCCGCUUCAUUGGCUCAGCUGGAUGAGCUCUUGCCCAGCAUCCAGCACACGUGCAUUAUGGAACACGGAUUUUGGAAGCAUGGCUCGGCCACCGGCCAAGUUGAUAGCGUCCUGAAAGACUAUGAGGCAGUGUCGGCUAUGCUUUGCGCCAUGUUCAAAUUCGUGCGCGACACAAGCCAGAAGAAGCAAGUAGACGUAGCUCCGGCAGAUUUAAGAAAAUGGAUCGAGUCCUUGCCGAAGCGAUUGCCGGACUGGAUUGGCGAAGAGCUGUCCCAGCAGGUGCAGGAUCAAUAUCUGAAGAUCUGCGAGGGUAAGCAACAAGCUUUGGCUUCGGAAGGUUUGGCGGCCAUAGGCCAAGUUGUUGACCAAUGUCUUGCUAAGACAGUGCCAGCAUUGUCUGCUGAGGAGCAACAACACAUGUUGUUGAACAUACCUCGCGGAAAGGAGGUGAAGGGUUUGGCAGCUUCUUUCUUGGAGGUCGUUGGAUGGGCAAGCAAAAGCAAAAAGUCCGAAGCAGGACAGAGAAGUAUGGCAAUGGCUUUGUGUCGAACCAGCGAGGGUUUGGAAAAACUUUUGGCCGCAAAGGCGCCGACAUCAGACUUGCAGGAAACCCAUCUUGACAAAGCAGCGCCAUGGCUCGGGUCAUUGUCUUCUUCAUCAACGCAAAUGUUGCUGGGCCACCUCCUGGAUGCAAAGCGAACCCACGCUGUGGCGUACGCCAAACUGGGAGGCAUCAACAUGCCAGCAAUCAGUGACGAGGGAAUGUAUCGUAAGUCUGGGGUGCGACAUGUCGGAACUUUGGCUGAUUUGAGCCGUGUCGUGGAGGAAGACAUCAAGAGAAUGAAGGACUUGAGGUCAGCCCUGUCGAAGCUGAAGUCUUGCAAAUUUGGUUCGGAAGGGGACUCCCCGGGUUUGACAAACAUCACCAAAUUUCAGGAAAACAAUGGAUGGUAUCCCUUGGACCCCGUUCCUGGUGAAGCUGAUAGCCUUUUGGCCUGCAAGGAAGCAAAUUUCCAUGUUGCAGCUGUUGCAGCCAUGUGCCUGCUUCGAAGCGAAAGCAUCCAAGGCGGAACUCCUGACCCAAAAGCAUGCAAACAACUUACAGACAUCACCAUGACUCUCAAGCUCAAGUUCAAUCUUUUGCCAGAGAGAAAUGGAGACCUGCGCAAACAUGGAGCAGCUUUGCUUGCAGAGUGCGAGCGUGCAUCAGCAGGGAAAAAGCGGAAGAGCGACGCAGCUGAGGACCCAACUAUGAACAGCUCUGCAAAGGCACCGGCAAAGGCUGAGAAGGCAGAGACCACAGCCGCCCUAGCAGUUGCAGAGUCCGUAGCCACAGCAAAAAGCGCCGAGAGCCCAGCCUGCCAGGGUGAGCAAGCUGCAUGCGAUAAUGCAGCGGCUCUUGGUAAGGAGGCCGAUGCCGGCGACGUUGAUGACAGGCCCGAGAAGGAGGAGAAGGUCAAAGACAAAGAGAAAACAGAAAAGAAGAAAGACAAGAAAGAGAAGCAGAAAGACAAACAAGAAGACGCAAAAGAGAAGAAAGAGAAGAAAGAGAAGAAAGAAAAGAAGCAAAAGGACAAGAAGGAGAAGCCGGAUGAGGACAAGUCUAAGGAAAAGGCAAAGAAAAAAGAAAAGAAAGAACGAAGCGAUGAAAAGACUGAUGGUCAGAUGCUUUCCAGGGCAUUGAGGAAACAGCUGUGA